This is a messenger RNA of Zalophus californianus (California sea lion), 7432 nucleotides long. It is a transcript of the gene C7H6orf89, whose product is annotated as chromosome 7 C6orf89 homolog. NCBI's taxonomy places the organism in Eukaryota, Metazoa, Chordata, Mammalia, Carnivora, Otariidae. The transcript has 10 exons. The record is from RefSeq and is a predicted model, not a curated record. Gene Ontology annotation, cellular component: nucleolus; Golgi membrane. The coding region runs from base 924 to 2099 and encodes 391 amino acids.
CACAAAGCAUUUUAUUAAAGAACAGUACACUUGUCAAGAUGGAGGGGAGGGGGAUUGACGACUACCCCAAGGCUGUAGGGAAUUUUCCCCUUCUAUGUAAGUGGGGCCUAGAGCCAUGGAGGAGGUGGUCUUUAAUGGAGGUUGCAUCGGACCGUUUGGAGACUCCUACCCGUGUGGAGGGAGAACUUUUGCCCCUACAUGGUUCCUACCGGCACUGUCAAGGCCACUUUCUCCCACGGGGUGGGGGGGGUGGGGGGGGGAAAGGGGGAAGGGGGUGUGGUGAAACCGCAAUGCAAAUGCAUUACAAUGACGUUUGUUCUGUACCAACUACCCUUGGUCCGCUAGCCGGGAAACCAAAACGCUUGCUUGUCUUUCUUUUAGACGAGCCCCCAGAGGUUUUAAGGGCAAGCCCUCCAUUACCUAGCCCUUCCCCUCCCAUCCCUUAAUGCCUAACACGCCGCCCGCCACGUAGUAGGGGGCUCAGUAAAAGCUUGUUGAAUGGAUCAGCCCAGCUGCGAAGCCCGCCUUAAGCGUAGCCAGAGGACAGACCCUGGCAUGGACUGAACUGGACCGAACAGGAAGAACCUGACGCCAGGGGGAGCAAGAACCCGUGCUCUCCAGAUCUCGCGGGAGUUGCUCGCACGCCUGCGCGCGCGGCAACGUCGCGGGUUCUGUUUCUGACGGAAGCGCGGGGCGUGAAGAAGGAGCUACCCUAGGGCGCGCGGCCUCUCCUGUGGCGUGGGAGUUGCUUCCGGGUUGCGCGCCCGGAAGCAGGAAGUUGUCGGCUUACUCUCCUUGCCCGGCGGCUGUUGUCCCCGAGGCGGGAGGAGCCCGAGAGGGCGCGGGCCCCGCAUACUGAGACCCAGAAGGAAUUGUGGAGAACAUCUCAUCGGAGCUGUCAGUGGCUUCCUUCUAUUCCUGAGAUGCUCCUUCAGAAGUAUAAGCCACUGUUAGAAGUCAAGCUCACUCUUUGGAACUUCCCUCUGUGGCAAAGCUCAUUCCUGCCAGAGUUGGAUCUUCUUUCUUUCUGGAGGGAUUUUGUAUUGGAAGACAUGGAUCUAGCCACCAGUGAGUUCAGCAUUUAUGACAAACUUUCAGAGACUGUUGAUUUGGUGAGACAAACGGGCCAUCAGUGUGGCAUGUCAGAGAAGGCAAUUGAAAAAUUUAUCCGACAGCUGCUGGAAAAGAAUGAACCUCAGAGGGGGCCACCCCAGUACCCUCUCCUCAUAGCUAUGUAUAAGGUCCUUGUAACCCUGGGAUUAAUCUUGCUCACUGCCUACUUUGUGAUUCAACCUUUCAGCCCAUUACCACCUGAACCGGUGCUUUCUGGAGCUCACACCUGGCGCUCACUCAUUCAUCACAUCCGGCUGAUGUCCUUGCCCAUUACCAAGAAGUAUAUGCCAGAAAAUAAGGGAGUUCCUCUGCAUGGGGGUGAUGAAGACAGACCCUUUCCAGACUUUGACCCUUGGUGGACAAACAACUGUGAGCAGAAUGAGUCAGACCCCAUCCCUGCCAACUGCACUGGCUGUGCCCAGAAAUUACCCCUCAAGGUAAUGCUCCUGGAAGAUACCCCGAAGAAAUUUGAGAGACUUCAUCCUCUGGUGAUCAAGACGGGACAGCUCUUGUUGUCAGAAGAGUUUCAGCAUUUCCUGUGCCAGUACCCUGAGGUAACGGAAGGCUUCAGCGAAGCGUUUUUCAGCAAGUGGUGGCGCUGCUUUCCCGAACGGUGGUUCCCAUUUCCUUAUCCAUGGAGAAGACCUCUAAACAGAGCACACAUUUUACGCGAGCUUUUUCCUGUUUUCACCUACCUGCCAUUUCCAAAAGAUGCCUCCUUAAAAAAGUGCUUCCUUCUUCAACCGGAACCUAUUGUGGGUAGUAAGAUGCAUAGAAUGCAUGACCUGUUUAUCAUUGGCAGUGGUGAGGCCAUGUUGCAGCUCAUCCCUCCCGCCCAAUGCCGAAGACACUGCCAGUCGGUGGCGAUGCCACUAGAGCCAGGGGAUAUUGGCUAUGCCGGCACCACCCACUGGAAGGUCUACAUGAUAGCCCGAGGGGUCCAGCCUUUGGUCAUCUGUGAUGGAACCACCCGCUCAGAACUAUAGGUAACAAGAAUUGUACAGAGGAACAACUUAGAGAGCUGAAGACCAGAUUGAAAGGGGGGAAAUAAAAACGAUGAACCACUUUCCAAGGCUACUUAGUUACCUGCCCUCUGCAUGCGUGUAUGAGCCAGCCGUAUGCUGGAGGUCGUGGCCAGAGCCUGGCCCUCCCGACUCUUCCAGCCUAGCUGCUUGGCCAGGACUUUGCCAAUACCUGCCUGUGAGAGACUGGGCUCUUCCAUCUUCCAUACCUUUUGGAACCGCAGCCUCAAGGCUGUCCCUCAGGCAGGAAACGGGAUUGGUGCCUUCCCUUUCUUGCACAGCCUGAUCCCCUCUGCCGGCUCCCUGGCCACAGAGAGGGCAGCCGGCAGGUCCUGACUUCAGAGCCAUCCCUUACCAGGUGGGCCUGCUUGUCCUGUCUUCCUGGCCACACCAGCCUGUACUUCUGUGGAAAGCCAUGCCUGAUUAAAGAAGUCAUUGCAGUUUCCCCAGCAGAAUGGAAUCUAGAAACCAGUGAAACAGGAUUAAAUAAUCAUUGCACUCAAGAAAUGCACUGCUUUCCCCAGUGUCCAUGACUCUUGGAGUCUCAGUGAUGCCAGGUUGGAGUCUGAUUGUAAUGGAAAUGGUAAUUCCUAAGGUAAUACUUCCCUCCAUUUGAUCAGGUUCUUAUGCCCACCCCCAACCCCGCUCCCUUCCCUUCUCGCUUGCCUAUCAGGAUGGUUUCUCAGAAGUUGGACUCCCGGUCCCCUCUCCCUGGCUGGUCCAGAGCCCUUUACAGCUGAGGCAGCGUGGCUUCUGUCAACUGGGUUGCGUUUACCAAUGUCUUCAGAGGGGAUAAGUUAGAAUGCUGGCCUGGGGAGAGGGUGCUUCCCCGGGUUUGAUCCUUAGGGUCCAGCUUUCUGCAGGGAAGAUGUUUUACACAUGUGUCAAGCUGAUGUUGUAAUGUGGUUGGGGAAGGAACUCCAGACCCAGCGUGUUUGCCAGUUGGGUGUGCGACUCUGGGAUCUUCUGUCUUAAAAUGAUUUCUCUCUUUGUACUGGGAAACAAGGUGAGGUAUUUUUAUUGUUCAUAAAAAUAUAAAGCUAUGUUCUUUCAGUUGGGUGAUAACCUAUGCUCAUUGUUUCCUCCAAGUGCUUUUGUAUUAAUCAAAUGUUAUAAAUAAGGAUACUUUUCUUCCUCUUUUUCCCCCCCUUUAUUCCUUUAUUGAUGCUGCUAGAUACCUGGCCUCUAGUCAUGCUGUCACCAAGCUGAAGAAAAAAACCCGACUGUGGCCCCUGGUUCUGAAUCUCAGAAAUCAGAUGAGUACAGGUGUCCAUGGCAGAAUGAAUGGACCAGAGGCAGACAGUGGCGAGAGAAGGGGGUGUGACUCCUUGCAGGGUCCUUCCUCUGCAUCCUUGGAGGUGUCCUUGUACCUUAUCCCUGGGCCCUCCCUUAGCACAUCUCCCGAGCAGCCAGCCGUGGGGAUCAGCAAGGCACUAAAAGACUUGCUUUGUGAGCCUGUAAAGGACAAGAAUGGUUCACAGAGCUCAGGGUGGAAAUAAUCGGCCUCCAUAGACUUGAAUGAAAUUAGGAUAAACGGUACCUGAGGGAAUUUUUCCUUAAACAAGUCCGCGCCUUGUGUGGGUUAAUUCAGGAAAAACAAAAUUUUUUGUACAUAUAAAAGGCAUGCUGCUAAGCAGUAUGAUUUAAGAGGUUUUAUUUCAGAGGGAUCAUUUCAAGGCCAGCUUUGCGCAAGCUUUUAGAUACCCCUGCUGUGCAUGGAGAAGGAUUAUAUGUAAACAAGUUUUUUAGAGUUUUCUUCAAUUGGGCCCUUUGGGUUAACAAAAGAGGGUUUCUUAGAAGGAAAAGAAACUGUUUUGAUGAUUGAGAUUUCUAUUUUGUCUUUAUGAAUUACCCUGUGUUCCUUCCCCAUUUCAUUCCUGCCCUUCUCACCUUAAAUGUUCAUAAAAUAUCCACUUCAGCUCAAAACUUUGAGAAACCUUUGUGUGUGUUGUUGUUCUGAGGCAUCUCCUGGAAAGUCCCCUAAGCCCCUGAGCUGUCUACAGUGCAACAAAAAAAUGGUGUGGCUGCAAAGAAACAGAUUUUCGUGCAUUUCCUAAGCUUAAAAUCUAUCCUGUUCAGAACUGAAGGUCAAUUUCUGUUAAGGGAGAAAUUUUCCAAAGAGAGUUUUCAGCUCUUAAUUACUGGAUACGUCGAAGUAAUUUGCCUUCUUCUGAAGGCAAUUCUGAUAAGCAGAACACAGGAAUGGCUUCCCUCAAGAAUGGCCUGGAUUGGCAGCCCGAGACUUUGUGUGAGGGUGCUGCUCACCCAGCUCUCAUGGGAACAGUAGAAGUCCCUCCACAUGACCCGGUGUGCAGAAGAGAGUCAUCAAGAUGAGGAGGAAGGGUUGGGGGGGCAUGGUGGGACUACCUAACCAACCCCCCACCUUCUCCACCACAAGAAGGACAAAAUCCUCACAAGUUUUGUCGAGUGUUUACGAAGAGGUGACAUGAUGGUGACCUCCACACGUGGGUUAGCUUCACUUUGCUUAUAGGCACCCACUUUCUCUCUGGGAAGAAAGGCUGCUUUGGCACCAGUUUGAAGCAUUUAUGUCAAGAUGUCCUGAUGUCAGCAGGGGCCAAGUAUUGACAAGACAUUACACCUGUUCAGGCAGAACUUAUCCUCUCCCCACACAAUUUUUUUAGGGAAGGGAGGGAGUAAAAUAAUAUGGUUUAUGAACAUAGAAUCUAGGGGCGCCUGGCUGGCUCAGUCAGGGGAGCAUGCCACUCUUGAUCUCAGGGGUUGUAAGUGUGAGCCCCAUGUUGGGGGAAGAGAUUACAUAACAAUAAAAUCUUAAAAAAACAAAUACACAGAAUCUACUUAUUUUGUGAAGAACAAAACAGUUUAAGAAAUGGGCAGAUUUGGCCUCAUUUUCUGAGGGAAAGAAUAGUAACAUUUGUCCAGUUCAUUCUAAGAGGGCCUCAAUCUCCGUGAUCUCCUUUAAUCGUUACUCAGUCCUGUCAAGUAGGCGUUAGAUCCUCAUUUUACAGGAAACAUUUUACAGGGCUUAGAACAGUUAACUGCUGGUCAGUAGGUAGUUGGUUUUGCAGCACAUUGUUUCCCUGCCUCAGCACAGUGUGGUGCCCAAGAAUGAAGCUGUGGGCUUAAUUGCCUGGGGCGUGUCCCCACUGGGUCAGGAGGACCUUGGGAGAGGGUCAGCAAGCCAGGAACUCUUCAGGGUUUGUUUUCAAGAUUGUUUUGGACAGAAAGGGAACAGGAGAGAAUCUAACCAGAUGACUUUUAUAAAAAUCCUUUCACUUUCUCCCUCCCUAUUUGAAAGCUCUUUAAGAGUGAGCGUGACUGGAACACAACCGUGUCUAGCCAUUUUCCCAUCACACGUUUCCAGAUGUGUGACCAGAAGAGGGACUCUGCCCAGUUCCAGUUGUGGCUCCCUUUAGAGUUUACCUCACUUGUUUGUCAGCUCUCCAUUUUCUCGUCCCCUUCUUCCCAAAUCCAGCAUAGACCUCUGUGUAGGAGCAAUUUGUUUUUUAAAAUCUCUCAAUCUCCUUCGCCGCAGGUAAUGGCCUCACUCAUUUUAAUAUAGUUUGGGAUGAGAGUUUGCUCCUUAACCAGUGGCUUCCAUAAUGAACAUUCAAAAUCCCAAAGCAAAUGUUCACUUCUCACCUAAUCCUUGCCCACAGGAGAAAGCCAAGUUAUAGGGGAAAGGGCCAAAGCUGUCUGGUUACGUGGAGAGAAGUGAUCGUGACUGCCUCUUGAGAAUCAGUUCUUAAUCAGAGGGGUCCUUUAGGCUUUUGAGCUCUCCUAGUGAUGGAGGAGAAACUCAGCUCUGAGUUCACGAGUUCACACUCAUUAACUUUCAGUGGUGACCCAUCACCCACUAAAAUUGGAAGAAGGAGAGCAAUGUGGGAUGUGCUUUAAAUGGCAUUUCUCCCCUUUUUUUAAAUUUAAAUUUUAACAUACAGUGCGAUACUGGUUUAAAUGGCAUUUUAGAUUGAGAUUCUGUUUGGAGCUAUGCAUGUUGUGCACAGCGCCAAUGGGUGUCGGGGCCAGGAGGCUGGAAGGUGCCAGUGCUUAUGGGGAUAGCCCUGUAGCAAAUGAAAAAUGGAAGGCUCUGGGAAAAUUCUGUGUCGCCAUCAGCAUCUCCCUGGCCUCCUCACCCCCAGCCUCCUGAUAUCUAGUGGCUUCUUUCACAAAAGCAUCUCCAAGAAGACAGACAGGUGCUCCCCUAUUUGCACCACACCCAAGUCGGCCCACCCUUGGACGCAGUAUGGUUUUAUGCACUGGCCUUUGUGAGAAACCGUCCAGCCAGCUUGUCUCUUGUCCAGGUCCCUUAGUGUCUGGUUUCCCUGCCCUGCAUAAUUUAAGCAUUAGAGCUAAAUACAUCUGUCGUUUUCCUCUCUCCGGAGACUGGGAAAUGUCCAGAGCUUUUCAGAAGAGUGGAGAGAAGAAAUGUUAUGUAACUCCUAGUGGAGGCCUGGAACCGUCCAGACAUGGUGGGGCUGGGGCUGACCCGGAGACCAUUUCCCUUCCACUUAGUGCAUCUGUCAGUCGGCGGCAUGGAUCCAAGCAUGAGCCCCGGCUGCAGGCACCUGAGCAGAGAAGGGAAACCAGUCUAGAGUUUCAAACAGAAACUGGGCGGUCAGGCCAUCAGUUGUGUGCCAAGCUUAGUUAACCUCAUUUCCUCACAACAGCUCUGUGGGGUAGGUGAGGUCAUCCUGUGAAGCCACUUUUACUCAAAGAUCAGCCGUGUCCCAGCCUCCAAAUUCCAGCUCCUCAGGGCACUUUUGGCCCUUUCAGAAACAAACUCUCUUAUCCACAAGAAUUUGUGACAGGAUCAGACAGACACAUGGCAUUCCCAAGAACCCCUAGUCUCAUCAUGACCGGCAACUUCCCCCCUACCCCCCGCAACUUGUUGCCAUAGUGUUCCCCUCAGAAACAUGUUGGCUGUCGUCUCUCCCCUCCCUCCCUCCCUCCUGCAGAAGGGUCAGUAACAGACGCCUAGGCUGGGGGAGCAGACCGGAGGGGCAGAGCUAAGCCAGCAGCUAAUGCUCAGCCUCUUCCCCACCCUCGUCAGGGACAGGCAUUGGGACAGCUGCCGUGCAUCUUCAAGGGAACCAGGGAAGGUUCCAGUAGGCCGAGGGAGACAGACACCUGUCCCAACCGCGCACGCUCCAGAUGGUGUACGCUGUUCUAAUACGUGUUCGGUGCAGAAUGUUGAUGGUGACUUAAUGUACUGCAAACUUGUAAAGACUUCCGCCAUGUAAAGAAUGUAUGUAAAGUUUUAUGUAAUGAAAGUUUUUACUUUUGCAAUUAAAAGGGUGUAUGAUGGUUGAUAAGAA